Molecule: messenger RNA, 2450 nt
Organism: Salpingoeca rosetta
Lineage: Eukaryota; Choanoflagellata; Craspedida; Salpingoecidae
Exons: 6
Coding region: 1-2286 (761 amino acids)
Source: RefSeq, a predicted model, not a curated record
AUGCACGCCAACAGCAACAACAGCAUCGCGCUGUCAGCGCCUUCCACCGCAGUGCUCAUCACGGCAGCGGCGCUGCUUGCCGUGCUGAGCUCUGUCUUGCGCAUUCUCGCUCGCUUUGCAACUGCUUCCAGUAACCCAGCAGCCCCAAAGCAGCACGACGACGAUGAUUCUGGCGAUGAGGACCAUGUGGAGGAGGAAGAGGAGGAAGGCGAGCCUGUGAGAUAUGCCGUAAACGCGCUGAGUUCGGAAGAGUACGAGAAACAAGGCGCACAGUACACACUGCGCUGCUUGGCCGAGCUACGCCAGCAGCUGUUCGAUACAAAUCGUCGGCGCGCUGCCAUCACACGCCUGAGCCCUUCUACUUCGUUCCCUUUUAUUCAGUUCAUCAAUGGCAAGAUGGACAUUGCAGAGGAACACAUUCGAAACAGCUCAUCGCACAAAAAGACACGAGAACAAGCGUCUGUGCAGCGAGCUCCUUCACCAGCUGCCACAUCCAGUAGCGGUACGAAUCCUCUCCUGUGUGACUCCGACACCAGCACCAACAACAACACUUUCGGUCAGAACACUCGCACGUGGCAGUUGCCAUCGCAAUCAACCGUCCUCGACACGCUUGCGCUCGCUGGUGUGAGCGCCUUGACUAUCCAGGCGCCGGAGGUGGUGCAGAAUGUGAUGAGAUGGCUGUUGAGACAGCCCAUCGCACAGGCCAUCAUCACCGCAGAUGAUGGCAAUGUUGUUAGCGACAGUGGACCUGUGCAUCCCUGGAUUCGGCUCUGGCUGAGCGUCUGGCUGCUGCUGCUGAUUACCACCCGUUCGUUCACCCUCAGCUCCCACGUGCUCCACGUUGCACGACGCCCAAGCCUCUGGCUGCAGCCGCUGCUUGCGUACGCCCGCCCCACGGCCAUCAUGGCCAAGCACUCGCUGCGCAUGACCUGGGCAGCCGACUCCUUCCGCACGCGGAUGCCGGGCAUCUUGGGCGUGGUGACGUGUCUCCUCGAUGCGCUUGCGUUCGUGUUCGUGCCGCGGCUGCUGCUUGCGCUGGCCUACGCCCCAUACGCACUGCCGCCGCUGCUGUCGCCCCGGGUACACCUGCUGGCAACGGCUGUCGUGGCUGCUGUCGUCGUGUCCUCGGCAGUCACACCGCCGCCUGCACCGGCACUGUUCGACCCCACGCAACACGCCAUCCCAUGGCUGAUGCCUGCGUCAGUUCUCUUCAGCAUUGUUCGCACCGUGGCUGCCUCGUGCACGCCUUGGCCCAUAUCUGGCGUGGCCGGCGCAGAGGCUGCAGCUGCCACCACCAUGAUCGUGGGCCUGUUUGGGCACACGCUCGUCUCCAUUGGCGUGUGCUUCCUGCCGCUGCUUGCGAUGGCUGUGGCGGCUGCAUGCUCCGUCUACCACGCUGCCCCAUAUCUUGCGACAUGGCUCACAACACUUGCUGCGGCCACUGCCACCACAACCCCCACCAUGGCCUCUCUCUCCCCCUGGCUGCCGCAAGCCAUCACCACUUGUGCAGCUGCACUUGAAUCACUUGCCACGUCUACCCCACCAUCAUCGCCAUCAUCACCAUCGUCGCCCACAGCGGCGUUUGUGCUCCUGGGCUUGGUGCCACUCGCUGUUGGCUGGACGGCUGCACGCGCCCUCACGCAUGUCCGCAUGCGCCGCCUUGUGCCCUGGUUUGCAUUCCUGGCCGCUGUUGUUGCCACAGCCCACUUAUCUUCGCCAGCUGUCCACCAGCUGGUCAACUUUCCCGUUGUCGUCACCAACGCUGUUGUGGACAACCCAACUUUUGCGGCGCCGCUCGUGUGUCCGCAGCCUUCCUCGCGCGUGCCAGCUCCACCACCAUCAGUCGCCCUCACCAACCUUUGCCUCUCGCUGGCAUGCGGCAAUACCACGCACCUCAUGCACGCUCACCGCUUCCCACACGCCAGCGCCACUAUGGACAGGCGCGGGGAUGCAUCGUCGCCCAUGCACGCGUGCGCACCGUCAGCAGCCUCGUGGUGCCGUAGGCUAGUUGACAAUGCAAGAGUCUUGACCAUGCUUGAUGCUGGCGCGUGCGAUAUUUUUCUUCGCUCGUUCCUCUCCCUCGUCGCCUCCGCCGUCAUUGCCCUCUGGUGGUCCAAAAACCAGGACACAAGUAUUCAACUCUCCACGGCAUUUCUCAGCGCUUUUACGCUCAGCAUGCUGACCCAACGACCCAUCGGAACGUCCUUCCUGUUCUUCUACUUCUUCCAGUCAUUUAUCGCUGUCCGCAUCACGCAGGUCGCCGCAUUUCUCCUGUUUGAUGCGUGACAUCUGCACUGGGCUUUUUGGCUUUAAAGGCGCACAAACGGAUUGCGUAUGCGUGAUUGUCAACAAGGCGCAUGCGUGAAUGCGUUUCAGAUGUGUAUUGGUGAUAACGAUGCACACACGCUGUAACAACAACGACGCACACGUUUCUCCGCUCAGUAAAUGCU